AUCUUCACCAGAACCGACAGGUCAAGGUAAAAUGGUGCACUCCUUUUGCAUUGUGGCACUUUUUUGUUUGUUAUUGCCUGCAAUGGGGAAGCCAGGAAGCGAACUGAGAGACCCGCAACUUGGCGACGACCUACCAUGGUUCAUACAGAUACAAGACAACCAGGAGCUGACCGACAAACAGAAGGCGAUGCAGCUGCUGUAUAAACUCUACAAACAGGACAACGAUAUAGUCCCGGAAGAACCUGGCAGGACGAGGGAGGUGGAGGAAAAUGAGAAGGAAGGAGGACUGGAGAGGAGAGCGAGUCCUCAAGUUCGCAGAGCGGGAUGCAGAAUCUUCUUCUGGAAAUCCUGGACCGCCUGCUAAUCACAUGGCUACAUUGUUGUCCGAUAUUGAUAUUUAUUUUGCUCGAGUCACAUUCAUCUGCCGCUUGUAGGAAAGUCUUGUUUACAUGAUCUGAUGCUCUUAGCGUCAAUGCAAAUGCAAUCCAAGAGCUGGCAUGGCUCGUCUACUAAUAUGAUUUAUU
Messenger RNA from Hippocampus comes (tiger tail seahorse), 524 nucleotides. RefSeq names its product somatostatin-like. Gene Ontology annotation, cellular component: extracellular region. The record is from RefSeq and is a predicted model, not a curated record. The transcript is spliced from 2 exons. The coding region runs from base 32 to 364 and encodes 110 amino acids. Gene Ontology annotation, molecular function: hormone activity. Lineage: Eukaryota; Metazoa; Chordata; Actinopteri; Syngnathiformes; Syngnathidae.